Messenger RNA from Medicago truncatula (barrel medic), 1707 nucleotides. Its product is annotated as peptide chain release factor PrfB1, chloroplastic. Bases 113 to 1528 code for a protein of 471 amino acids. Gene Ontology annotation, molecular function: translation release factor activity, codon specific. Gene Ontology annotation, cellular component: cytoplasm. The record is from RefSeq and is a predicted model, not a curated record. NCBI's taxonomy places the organism in Eukaryota, Viridiplantae, Streptophyta, Magnoliopsida, Fabales, Fabaceae. The transcript has 7 exons. Gene Ontology annotation, biological process: translational termination.
ACCUUAGACCGCGUAACCACUAACAACCAUAUCCGGAACAAAAUAACUUACGCACGCAGGAACGAACAAUCUGUCUCUAGUUUCUUUCAGUUUGAAGCGACUCGUUUAAGUCAUGGAGGUUGUUGUUUCACACCCUCUGUGCUGCUACUACACCACCACUGUAACCGCCAAAACCUUUAGGUCUUAUAAACAACCAUUUCUCAUUCCACAAUUUCCCUCUUCUUCUUCUUCUUCUUCUUCUUCUUCACCACAUUUUCCUUUCUUAUCUUUCCGCACCACCACUCUCUCUCAUCGUCCUUCUCCUUUUCCUCUAUCACCUGUAGUUCUGUUUGCGACGCCUGAGAAUCAAUUGAGCAGCGUUGGGGAAGGGGAGGAGGAUACUCACACAAGUGAUUCCGCACUUCAAGAUUUUUAUUCUCUGAGGAAGGAUGUUGAAAUUGCAUCACAGCGUGUCAAAGAGAUUAGAGAAUCAUCUGGUCUACAAUUAUUGGAGCAAGAACUUGCCAAGUUGGAAGAGGAAGCAUCUUGUAGCUCCUUUUGGGACGACCGAGCCAAAGCUCAACAGACUCUUUCGACAUUGGCUGAUGUCAAAGAAAAGAUAAAAUUGCUCAAUGACUACAAAACUCAGGUUGAGGAUGCAGAAACAAUAGUUAUGCUGACAGAGGAAAUGGAAUCCGUUGAUAAAGGGCUUUAUGAAGAAGCUUCUAGUCUAAUUAAAGAACUGAAUAAGUCAAUUGAUCGGUUUGAGCUGACUCAACUUCUUUCUGGUCCUUACGACAAAGAAGGUGCUGUUAUCUCUAUUACAGCAGGUGCAGGAGGCACUGAUGCACAGGACUGGGCGACAUGCUUUAGAUGUAGUGAUGAGAAACAAAGAUACAAAACCAGAGUGGUUGAGAAAUCUCUUGGAGAAGAAGCUGGAAUUAAAUCUGCCACCAUCGAAGUUGAAGGCCGUUAUGCGUAUGGGUAUUUGUCUGGGGAGAAAGGAACACAUCGCAUUGUUCGGCAGUCCCCUUUUAAUUCCAAAGGUCUUCGUCAGACAAGCUUUUCUGGUGUUGAAGUCAUGCCUCUUCUUCCAGAAGAAUCUUUGAAUGUUGAAAUUCCAGAAGAGGACCUGGAAAUCAGCUUCUCAAGAGCAGGGGGAAAAGGAGGUCAGAAUGUUAACAAGGUUGAAACUGCCGUUCGAAUUACACAUAUCCCAACUGGUGUCACUCUUCGCUGCACAGAGGAGAGAUCCCAGCUAGCAAAUAAGAUAAAAGCUUUAAGUCGUUUGAAAGCGAAGCUGUUGGUGAUAGCUGAAGAGCAACGUGCAACUGAAUUUAAACAGAUUCGAGGGGACGUAGUGAAGGCUGAAUGGGGACAGCAAAUAAGAAAUUAUGUCUUCCAUCCAUACAAACUAGUAAAGGAUGUAAGAACAGGGCAUGAAACACCAGAUAUCACCUCUGUUAUUGAUGGAGAAUUGGAUCCCUUCAUCAAAUCUUACCUCAAACACAAGUAUAGUAUGACAAUGUCUACCAGUGGGGUUAACUAAUAACUUCUUUGACCUCCCAUUCAAUGGAGGGGAACGAUAUGGUUGUUGUGUCUUGGGAUAAACACAAUUUUGCUAAAGAAAAAUCUCAUGUCUAUUUGUUGUAAUAAUAUAUCAAAAUUGAUUGUCUUAGUUUUAAUAUUGAUUAGUAGUGAUAAAAAGUAGUUUGUGGUUGGUUGGAA